Schistosoma turkestanicum is the source of this 870-nucleotide messenger RNA. NCBI's taxonomy places the organism in Eukaryota, Metazoa, Platyhelminthes, Trematoda, Strigeidida, Schistosomatidae. The record is from the annotation of a GenBank genome assembly.
ACCUGGCACCAACAUCACGUUUUGCUUAUGGAUUAUUGAAUAAACUUUUGGAUUAUGUUGAUUCCGCCAUGUCAUCAGUUCGUGAACCAAUGCCUAGUACACGUUAUAGUACUAGUCGUUCAUGGUUAAGUUCAAGUCAAGAUAUGAAAUUCUUUGUUAAAGUUGUAUUACCACUAGUUGAACGGUAUUUUGAAACACAACAGGCGUACUUUUUAGAUCCAGUAGCAGGUGCUUCAAUUGAUGAAAAGAAAAUGGCUGCUACUUUAUUCUGUAAACUCUUCUCAUUACUUCGAAUCAAAUUAAACACAUUUGGCCAUGAUGUAAAAAUAGCUGUAUCUUGUCUUCAAGGUCUUGUGCAAACAAUUGAUGUAAAAGCUAUUUUGAAAAUGGGUACUGCAGAAGAUUUUGUUCGAAGUCGUAUUCUACCGUUUUUUGUUAAUGCCGCUGACGAUUUAUGCAUUGUAGUUCGCAAUCUUGACGCUAGUCGAUAUUCACAUGUAAAAGGUACAAUUAAACGUGGUGCAUGUUCAAUAGAUUAUAUUCACAUGGUAUUAUUACCAGUGCUGAAAUCAAUGUUUGAACAUUUGGGCAAAAAUGAAUGCGGUGAAUAUCUACUAGUGGGUAAUGUCCAAGUGACAUGUUACAGAAUACUCAAUGCUUUAUAUAAAUUAGGCACUACAUCAUCGAAACAUGCAAAUCGUCAAAGUUUUGUUGAUGAAUUAAAUAGACAUAGAGCUUUAAUCGGUGAUUGUCUUGCUGCACUUGCAUCUGCAUUUCCUGUAGCUUUUCUAGAAGCUAAUUUAAAUUCAAAUAAUCCUCUUUCAAUUUCAUUCAAUAAUCGUGGUGGUGAUUAUAGUCUUGAAGCUAGAG